Molecule: messenger RNA, 3035 nt
Organism: Girardinichthys multiradiatus
Lineage: Eukaryota; Metazoa; Chordata; Actinopteri; Cyprinodontiformes; Goodeidae
Gene: etv5a
Product: ETS variant transcription factor 5a
Exons: 13
Coding region: 242-1804 (520 amino acids)
Biological process (GO): regulation of transcription by RNA polymerase II; cell differentiation
Cellular component (GO): nucleus
Molecular function (GO): DNA-binding transcription factor activity, RNA polymerase II-specific; sequence-specific DNA binding
Source: RefSeq, a predicted model, not a curated record
AAUAAGCACCGGGCCAUUGACGAAAAGCUCAGUCAAGUUUUGUGAGUCGGAGGAGACGCUUCAGUCCAGCAAGUGCGGCUCUCGACACGCUUUACUUUUAUUUGUGGAUAUUCCUACCGUAUUGUUUUUAUAUAAAGGACGUUUUUACACAGAAGAAGCUCCCCACAAAGCUACACCAGACGUGGUUGCCUCCACCUCCCUCUAAUAUUGGAGCUGCCAUCCCUCCUAUCACACAGAGAGCAUGGACAGAUUCUAUGACCAGCAGGUCCCAUUUAUGGUCCCACCCAGUCAGAACUCAGCUGCGGACGAAUCGCUCAACAGUCGGCCCCUGAAUGACAGGAAGAGGAAGUUUGUGGACACAGAACUUGCCCAGGACACAGAAGAACUCUUUCAAGACCUCAGUCAGCUGCAAGAGAUCUGGAUUGCCGAAGCUCAGGUACCUGAUGAUGAACAGUUUGUCCCAGAUUUCCAGUCAGAGAGCUUGAUGUUUCAUGGACCUCCACCGACCAAGAUCAAACGAGAGCUGACUCCCACCAAGGAUCUGUCUCCCUGUCGCCAGGACAGAAGUCCCAUGCCCUACGGAGAGAAGUGCCUUUACAAUUACAGUGCCUGUGAUAGAAAGCCGACACACGGAUUCAAGCCAUUAACUCCCCCCUCUACACCAGGCUCACCUUGCGUCCCCAACAAUACUGCACUAACCCAGACCCCCCCUCCUCAUUCCCAUGUAGCCAAUCAGACCCCAGGGCUGCAUCCACUGCAACGACCUCCCACCCAGCAGACUCUCCCUGUGCAGACCCACAGUCCCCCCUUCGCCAUGCCCUGCGUGCCCCUCAACCAGGAUGCAAACAGUUUCACAACUGAGCACAGGUUCCAGAGGCAGAUGUCAGAACCAUGUAUACCUUUUCCCCCGUCUGAGAGCCAAACCCAACCCCAGUACCUGCCGCAACCCCCCAGCAGCACCAGCCUGCCACGUGACAGUCGCCCACCGUACCACAGGCAGAUGUCAGAGCCACUGGUGGCUGUGCCUCCUCAGGGCUUCAAGCAGGAGCUCAUCGACCCUCGAUACAGUGAGCAGGGUGUACCUACCAUGGGCCCCCUGCGUCAGCCAGCAUUCCACCCCAUGGCCAUUAAACAGGAGCCUCGUGACUUCUGCUUCGACUCUGAAGUGCCUAACUGCCAGUCAUCUUUUGGGAGAGCAGGGAGCUUCUACCAGAAUCCCCAUGAGAGCUACUUAUAUGACAGAGAUCCACAGCUGUACUUUGAUGAUACAUGUGUGGUUCCUGAAAGACUAGAAGGGAAAAUAAAACAGGAGCCUUCUGCUUAUCGUGACGGCCCUCCUUACCAGCGUCGCGGCUCGCUGCAGCUUUGGCAGUUUCUGGUCACCUUGCUGGACGACCCAGCAAACGGACAUUUCAUCGCCUGGACCGGGCGUGGCAUGGAGUUCAAACUCAUUGAGCCUGAGGAGGUGGCUCGUCGCUGGGGCAUCCAGAAAAACAGACCUGCCAUGAACUACGACAAGCUGAGCCGCUCGCUGCGGUAUUACUAUGAAAAGGGCAUCAUGCAGAAGGUAAAGGUGGCAGGUGAGCGGUAUGUGUACAAGUUCGUGUGUGAUCCUGAAGCUUUGUUCUCCAUGGCAUUCCCCGACAACCAAAGGCCAAACUUGAAGAUGGACCUGGACAGCCUGCCGGGCCUGGAGGAAGACACUGUGCCCCUCACCCACUAUGAGGACGCCACCUCCUACCUGCUUGAUGCAGGGGAGCAGUGUGCGGCUGCUCUGCCCCUCCCUGAUGGCUAUGGCUACUAACAGGCUGCACGUGUCCUGAUGCACAACACACACGUACAUGCAAACACUCCCAAAGUUUCUCCUCAUGCCCGCUCUGAAAAUCCAGAGCUGGAACCGCAGAGCUGCCUGCAGGGAAUGACCCCUGCUCCUUCUGGGUUCCCUCUUCUGCUCCCUGGAAAACCCCUCUGAAACAUCUGGAAGCUCAGCAGCUUGUGAACGGGAGAAGAACCUGUGACAGCCCCUCUGCUGCCGUGAGAGGUACCUGAAACCAGGGUAAAAUGGACUCUGUAGCUCCAGAGCUCCAAAGCACUGAGAGGGCUGUUGUUGCCAAGGAGACCAAACAACGCUAGAUCAAAGGCCACCAGCUUUGGGUAGACUGAAAGACUCCAGGAGUAGUUGUUUGUCAGACUUUGUGACAAUCUGUUUUACUCAGAAGCAACCAAUCACAAGCUAUUUCAAAUUCAGCACUAUUCUAGCUAGAGUUGCCUUUCUGGGUUCCCCUGUUUUCAUGUCAUCACAUUUGAAAUCCAAGAUCAAUGAAAGGGCUUGAAUUGCCAUAAAGACAAACAUACAGAUGAGUUUGUUUCUGUAGAUAGAACAACAUCAUUUUUAACACUCCAGCUGUUUUCACGUUUGUCUGGGCCUCACUCGACUUCGGUCUUAUGUUAUAUAAAUGUUUAAAUCUAUGUAAGAGAUUUUAUGUGCUGAACUCCGGUCUGUGCAGUGCACUCAAGCGUGUCCAUCACUGUAAGACUCACAAAGCGCUCCCUGUUCCUCACAUCAGAAGCCUAAGAACUUCUCAUGUCCAUUAAAGAUGGCUCCUUUUUUCCCCUCUUCCUUUUGGGUGCUUGAAGUGUCCUCUGCAGUGUGCUCGUUCCUCUGAUGCACCAGUAUGGCAGGGGCAUCAGGAUGCUGCAUGCAAACACAAACAGUGGGGAAGAACUGCUCUGCUGCGGACCCCUCUGUGGACGUCCACCUCGCUGCAUGCUGGACUCAGUCCAAUGACACAUCUCGUUACUGGAUUUUGACAAAAAAAUUUGUGAUCUUUUUUUCUGACUUCAGGCAAAGACAAACUUGUAUAAAGUAUAUAUUUUUGCUAUAAGGCUGCAUUGGUUCUGAUUUUAUUUCUAAGCUGUAAAAUUCAGGCUGAUUAUGCUAUAACCCCCCCCCCCCCCUCCUCCAACAGUGCGUUUCUUGCACUGCUGAGUUUCUGAUAAUCUGUAUUGGGUACAAUAAAAGCUCCUUAAUGCUU